Messenger RNA from Gavia stellata (red-throated loon), 4155 nucleotides. It is a transcript of the gene UBE2J2, whose product is annotated as ubiquitin conjugating enzyme E2 J2. The record is from RefSeq and is a predicted model, not a curated record. The transcript is spliced from 7 exons. The coding region runs from base 159 to 938 and encodes 259 amino acids. Lineage: Eukaryota; Metazoa; Chordata; Aves; Gaviiformes; Gaviidae.
GCGGGGAGGCGUCGGGGUCGCGGCCCUGCCCUGCCCGCUUUCUCUUGUGGUGCUCCUUUCCUUUCUCCCUUCCUCCCUGCUUCCCUCCCUCGCUUGGCCUCCGGCUGCAGGCAGGUGGGGCGUCCCGGCGGUGGAGGGGCCUGCUCUAGCAGGGAGAGAUGAGCAACAACAGUAAUAAGAGAGCACCAACGACAGCAACACAGAGACUUAAACAAGACUACCUUCGAAUUAAGAAAGAUCCAGUGCCUUAUAUCUGUGCAGAGCCCCUCCCAUCUAAUAUCCUUGAAUGGCACUAUGUUGUACGGGGACCUGAAAUGACUCCUUAUGAAGGUGGCUAUUAUCAUGGGAAACUAAUAUUCCCCAGAGAAUUUCCUUUUAAACCUCCUAGUAUUUAUAUGAUUACACCUAAUGGAAGGUUUAAGUGUAAUACAAGGUUGUGUCUUUCAAUCACUGAUUUCCACCCGGAUACGUGGAAUCCAGCUUGGUCAGUCUCGACAAUCUUGACGGGCCUUCUUAGUUUUAUGGUGGAAAAGGGCCCCACACUGGGCAGCAUAGAGACAUCAGAGUUCACAAAAAGACAGCUCGCUGCACAAAGCUUAGCAUUUAAUUUAAAAGAUAAAGUCUUCUGCGAGCUCUUCCCUGAAGUGGUGGAGGAGAUUAAACAAAAACAGAAAGCACAAGAAGAGCUCAAUAACAGACCUCCAUCCCUCCCUUUACCAGAUGUUGUCCCUGAUGGGGAAGCACACUACGGUCAGAAUGGAAUACCCCUUCUUAAUGGGCAUGUACCAUUGGCACCUGCCAAUCAUCCAGGUCUCCAACAGGCCAAUCGUAACCAUGGACUUUUAGGCGGAGCUUUGGCGAACUUGUUUGUUAUAGUUGGUUUUGCAGCCUUUGCCUACACAGUCAAGUAUGUACUGAGAAGCAUAGCGCAAGAAUGAGGAUGAUAAAAGAAAUCAAAGACCAAAUUAGCGGUAGUUGCAGAAUGAAUGGGACUCUUUGGGCAUCUGACUCUGACACUGGGAUAAAUACUUGUUUUACCAAGUUGCAGGUAAAACAUGGGUUGGCUCAUGGGUUAUGUUUGGGAAAUGGAGUAGUUUCGAUUAGUCAGAAAACUAAAAGAAGUUCUGCUCGCAGAUCCUCUUGUCCUUGCUACUAUCUGGUAGUGGCUCACAAACAAGUCAAAGCAUUAUUGAUGAGACGCUAACAUUUCUAGUGCUUUGAUUUUUAUAGCAGUUCUCCAUCUGUUAUUUGAAAUUUGAAACUCUUAAGCAAAUAAGGCUUUUUACUUCAUUGAACAAUUUUUAAAAUUUCACAAUUUAUGCAUAUCGUAUUUUAUUUUCAUUAGGGAAGAGUCUGUACAGGUGUUGAAAUGAUUCAAGUAGAGAUUUCAUGUGGACUUGGUAAGGGUUUGGUUUAAUGUGAACAUUGAUGCUACAGAAGAUUGCUGGCUUCUUUUUUAAAAUAGAAUGAACAUCAUUGCAUAUCUAGUCAGUAGAUUAAAUGAAUGGGAAAAUAACACCAUGUGUGUUAAAUGUGUUGUCUAAAUUGUCACAAUGUAAUUGAAGGUUUUAUUUGGGCUACAAGAAGUGCAGUUGUCAGCCUUUAGGAAUGAUUAGCAAGAAAAAGCAUUUGAAUCGGUCUUUAGUGGGGAUACCCAUAUCCAGUGUUGUUUUGGAUUUGUUCACUUAGAGAUUUCCAUUUUGGGAGCUGUUAUAUUUGAAAGCUGUAAUACUUAAUUUUGAUCACAAGAUGCCACUGUUGGAAAAAAUAAUAAAACUGCACAGACCAAUGGAGAGUUGAUUGUGUAUUCAGAAAACCUUCUCUGGAUUUCUUGGGCUUUGGUAAAUGAAGUAACCCUAGCCCUUGUGAAGAUAAAAAGACAAAUGAGCGUGAAUAACAAACCAGCUUCUUCAGAACCAACUGAACUAACCUGAAGUGUCACUAGCUGAAGUAAGCCCUUAAGAUUAGGUCCACUUGCUUACUUGAAGAUUUGCAUAAACUCUUAAAAAAAACCACCACCAAAAGCCAAAACCCAAACCCUUCUAACUCAUCUGAGAUUCUAGAAGCUUUUUGCUUUUAGGUAUAAGUUCAUCACUGUUCCACUUCAGGUGAUUGAUGACUGAAAUACUGAUGUUUGUUCAUGGGAUUACAGGACUAUGGAUAAACACUAAAGCUUCUAGGGUAGUUCAAAAGUCUGAAAUUACUUUUUUAACUGAGUUUGCUUGGGUCCAUCCAUGUGUUGUCUCUGUCCGUCCGGUCCCCAUGCCCCCCGCCCCCGGCUUAAUUUUGUCCAAAUGCUUUGUUUCAUCAGAGGCAAACUUACUGUGCCUUUCAUAAUUGACAGUGAUGCCUAGCCAUCUGGGGAAGAAUGUGCUUACUGUUAAUGGUCCAAACUGUCAAAGGUGACAGCAGGGUAAAAAGCUCUGCAUCUAACUGCAUAGUCUUAUUUUAAGUAUUGUGAAGAGCCCAAAUAAAUAUUACCUCAUGUAUCAAAGAAUUUUUUUGAAACUGUUUUAUUUUCCCCUUCAGAUUUGUCCUCUCUGCUUCUCCUUGGUGUCUUGAAUUGUAAGCAAAAAUGUAUUGUUAACCCAUGAGCCACACAGCUUAGAGCGUCAAUAAAUGUGACCAAUUCUCUGCAAUAGGUAGGAAUUCUCAAAACUAGCAGCUCUAUUCUAAAGAAAUCUUAAAGCAGUCCUUACUGAGGUAAGGAAGGGACGGAGGAGAUGGGGUGUGUGGGGAUGGUGUUUGGAAAAGGCUGGGUUUUAAAAUGUAUUUAUAAAUCUUUGAAUUUUUUUUUAUUUUGUGGUUUUACCAAAUCUUAUUUAUAACUAUUUUUUAAUUUACCUCUUGUAUGUGCUUCGUCAGCUCUUGUGAAAAGAGAAGCACCAGUUGUGUCUAUCUAGAAACAAUUAUGUUCUGUUGGUCAGGGGGUGUGUGCUGGAAAGGAAGGGGGAGUGUUGUGUCUUUCCUGCAGUGGUAGGAUUUUCAAGAUGGCUUGUCAGACUGAUACUCUCUUCCCAAAGCGUAUGGACCUGUAGCUGAGGCUCUUCGGCCUCAUAGAUCUUAGUGUCAUUCAAACAUGUUUGUGUUCUCGCAAUGCCUUUUAUUACCAUUGACAUCGCCUACAGACAGAAGCUUAUAUUUGGUUAUCUGUGUUUAUCUUCUUAUCUUAUGGAAGUUCUUUUGUCCACAUAAAUGAAGACAAAGGCAAGGAGACCUUGGGCAUGGUGUGUUUGCAUCUUCUGUGAAAUGUACCUAACCAAGGUAAAAGAACUAGUAAAAUCUGGAGAUGUUGAAUAAAAGACGUUUUAUUACGUGACAAGAAGUUGGCCUUAAGCUACGCCCAAGUAUUUGAAGGUGGGUUGUUUGGUUUUAGUAAGUGCCACAAUUGGAAACAAAAAAACUUUGGUUAAACCCUGGACAUGCUGCAUUUUUUUCUGAGGAUUGGUUGUAUUAAAAAAAAAAAAAAAAACCAAACCAAAACUUCCAAUUCUUCCAAUUGCAGUUUCUCUUCAGUACCCUGGAUUCAGAGAAAGACUUGACAGUCAUUUCAGGUGCCAUUUGUUGAAAGCUAGGAGCAACAGCUGACUGAACUCUUGCACCUAUGGCUUACAAGAUUUUGAUACAUCUCCUUUGCUCCUUGCCUUUGGUAACGGAAGAUUUAUUCCCUUCUGUGUAGGUUUUACUGUUUUGUGUUUUUUAAAAGCAUUUAUAAUAGUAUGCAGUAUCUGAUCUUUUUGUUACCAAAGUCAUUAGUUGGAGUAAACCAUUCUUUGCCGUGCAAAAAUAUUAUCAUGCCCUGAAGCAGUGCAUUACUUAAUGUAAUAAAACUAAAAGCCGUCCCUCAGUAUAUGAUAUUGGCACAAAUGUCUGGCCCUUCGCUGGCCCUUCAUGCUGCAAUUUCAUCGAUUUCUCUAAGAUUGUUACACACAGGUGGUAGGGAGCUUUUGCAGCUUGAAUCAGAAGACAUUUCAGUGGUCGCCUUUAAGGAGCUCUUGAUUUUUUAAAAAUCCUGGAUUUGUGUGUAGUUGUAAUUUUUCUCCCCCUAAGAUUUCAGGGUCAUGGAAGUUACCUUACUUUAAGCAUGUACUGAGGAGUAGAAAUGACUGCAUUGUAAAGUUGUUUGUUCAUAAUAAACAUUCAUGGUAAAAUUUA